UUAGUUUCUUUGGCCUGCAGAUAUUCUCGUAAUUGUUGUUCCAUUUGAAAUAUGUUGGGUAGUAACUUAGUGGCAACGGCAGAAAAAGAACCUGUUUAGAGUGAAAAUUCCCAGGAGCCAGAGUGACUCAUCCUGAUGAGCAGAUGCUGCUGAUGCUGGUGUCCCUGCUCUGCUGUGUCCCUGCAGCCACGGCCUGUCUGCAGUGUGACCGCAAGAUCAAGCUCCUGAUCGAGGACUUUACCCUGUCAGCUCCAACCAUAAACGACCAGAUUGAGAUAAAAAAGAUUCGCGACCAUGCCUAUGUGACCUACAGAGAGACCAGCCGGCAGCGGAAGGGAGUCAUUGAUACCACCACUCUGUACAGAGCCAGAACUGAGUACCAGAGUGAGAUGAACCGCUUCUUGAACACAGAGCACACUGGAUAUGUAACAUUUGAGGCCAUUCAGAUGCUGGCGAUGGGCAGGAAGAUCUUAGAAAAACACUUGGACAUAUUCAUCCGUGACGGAUUGUGCCCCAACAAGUGUGGGCUUUUGAAACGAAGAGUAAUGGAUUGCUCCUCUUGCCGCUACAAGAUAUACAUAUGUCCCUCUCCCUCUGGCCAGCAGGACUGCGGUGAGCUCCCAGUGCAGGCUGAGGAGGGAGGCCAGGCCGUGUUGAACUGUUUCCUUCCAUGGCAUCUUCUUCUGUUGGGAGCGCCAGAGUACCACUAUUCCUGGGCCCAUGGCGUGCCGGGAACUGAAAAGCUGAACGAGAGUGACUUCAAAGCCUUGGUGGUGACAGACGACUCAUCCGUGGUCUUAAAUCAGCUGCUCGUGGAUGAACAAGGAACAUAUCGCUGCUCUCUGCAGGGCCAAGAUGGAACCGUCUUCUACCGGGUCACUUUCCCACUCGCUGUCGCCCCUUUGCCUGACCAGACUCACCGACCCGUCGUCCCUCCGCCCUCGCUGCCUCGAGGAGACGACUACUCGCCUUCUCGACUUACUGCCGACCUGCUGGUGCCUGUCGUCGCCAUGGUUACGGCUUUGAGUCUGGCAGCCAGUGUAGGCCUUGCAGUUGUCCUGGGAAUGAUGAUGAGUCAGAGGAGAGCCGCGGAGCAGCCGAGGAGAAGGACGGAGGGAAGAAACACACACAGCACGGUGUGACGAAGACACCAUGUACAGUAAAUACACACGCAGGUCAUGCCUGGAAAUUACACAGAAGUGAGAAAAAAUUUCUGAUCAAUACAUGUUGUUUGUCCUCAACGACGAACCGGGAUCGCCGAUGUGAAUGAGACACCGAGAACUCACUAAUACAAACCGAAAGUUUGUGAUGUAAUGAAACCAGAGCGUACAACACACACACACACACACACAGAAAAUCCCCCAGAAAGCGCUCAAUUUUCUGUAACGUUAAGCACCAGUGCCAGAACACUUCAAUCAUGUGGCCCCGGCGUGGGUCAUGUUCCGAGUGAUGACGUUGUCACGUGGGUGUUUAUGAGAGGAAUCAGGGAUGAGGUAAAUCUGCUGGAUUACAGUGGGGGGUUUUCAGAGAUUAGAUUUCAGCCAUCCAAUUAAUCCUGGAUAAUCUCCCUGUGGGAGGAGGGGGGGGUAAAAAGCUAGCAGCAGAUGUUUUCAUCAGGGUUUCUUGUCAUGUUUAUUUACCUAUGUGUUCAUUCGGAAAGAGGGAGAGCUAUUUUUCUUACAUUACCGAUAACGAUCUCCUCAUUCUGAAAUCAGACUUCUUAAAUCUCUGCUUCCAUCCGCCUACAGUACGCUCUAUGUACACGUUGAUGACACGCAGCUGAUUCAGGAAAAUAGUCGCCUCCAUUCACACAACUUCUGUCAUGAUCUCCACCACCUUCCUCGUCACCUUCAUCACCUUCCGUGAUAGUAACAAGUCGUCGUCGUCGUCGUCGUCGUCAUCAUCAUCAAUAACAAGAAAUUCACACCUAUCUGUCAGCAUUGUGUCAGACCAGGUGUAAUCAUCGGCUGAUUCUUUGCCAACCAAAAUGCUCUGAUGCGCAGCGUAGGAAAGAUUAGGUAACAUCGGCUCCAAAUAAAAACGAAAGCGAGUGAUUGAUUUACGCAUGAGUCAUCGUGUCCAGGAAUUAAGUCACUCAGUCGCCUCUGAAAUCAUCAAUCAUUGCUCAGGUAUUUCAGGGCAGGGGGGAGUCAGUUUGGGAUGUGAGCCUCGCAUACGUAACACAGCUUGUGAUGACAGUAGGAGGGGGUGUGUGUGGAUGUUGAGGCCUGCAUGGAGGGCGACAGGAUGUAUGUGCGGUGCUGUUUCCUGUCGGGCUGCCGAGACAGGGGGUGGGGGGGGUCGAAGGGAGAAAAAAUAAAAAGAAACCAUACUUUAAGACGCCCUCACACAGAGUCAACACACUCAACUCAUCACUUCGCCGCGGGUUUAUACACUGUGUGUGUGUUGGAGCCUAAAGUGCAGGUUGAGGCUACAGUAAAUGCACGCUCAGUGGCUCUGCUCUGCUGACAGCCGUGGUGUGUGUGUGUG
Messenger RNA from Anarrhichthys ocellatus (wolf-eel), 2490 nucleotides. It is a transcript of the gene izumo1, whose product is annotated as izumo sperm-oocyte fusion 1. Lineage: Eukaryota; Metazoa; Chordata; Actinopteri; Perciformes; Anarhichadidae. Bases 144 to 1142 code for a protein of 332 amino acids. The record is from RefSeq and is a predicted model, not a curated record. Gene Ontology annotation, molecular function: signaling receptor binding; protein binding involved in heterotypic cell-cell adhesion. The transcript has 10 exons. Gene Ontology annotation, biological process: sperm-egg recognition; heterotypic cell-cell adhesion; fusion of sperm to egg plasma membrane involved in single fertilization. Gene Ontology annotation, cellular component: plasma membrane; acrosomal membrane.